UAAUUUAAAAAAUGCACGAAGUCAGCGAACGCAGCACGCGACUGCACUUUCACAUUUACAGGAGGUCGUGAAUGCUUCAGGCGUUACGACCAACUAGUUAAAAAAAAAAUAAAGGAUAGCUACUUCCACACGGAUAUCGAUCAGUUAAUCAGGUUAAUAUUUAAUUGCGCGGCGUCGAGGACACGUUCGUGGUGAUAUUUAGUAAUGAUAUGGAAAAAAUGCAUUGAUAUUCGAGCAAAGCGACGAGUCUUUUCUUGCUAGCACCUCGGCGGCUAAGUUGUCCGCUGCAGCUUGGUAACGACAAGGUGGCGUUCAGGGCCCGUUGAACGUCAACGCAGCAUCCGUUGGACAUUCGUGCAGAUGUUUAUUACUCGGACUGGAUGAAAAUUAAAGCUCGCCGGCGGAUAGGACAACGCGAGAGGUUUUAAUUCCCCACCGAUGUCUUGCGGCUGUUUUAUGGGUCAGCUGUGCAACGAGGAGGUGGGACGGAACCGGGGCCGUUGUUGUGUCGUGCCCCAUUAACAUGGACUGGGGCCAUCAGCUUUUGUGGCGUAUGGACGCGUACUAAGAGGAAGCUCCUCCCCCGGUCAUGGAGGCUCGCUUCGGCACCAUAGUGUUCAGCUCCAAGUUCGACUCGGGCAACCUGGCCCGUGUGGAGAGGGUGACCAAGCGCACGCCGAGCCCCCACAAUGAAGCGGGGGCCGCCUCCGCCGCCAACCUGCCCGACUACGAGUUCAACGUGUGGACGCAGCCUGACUGCGCCGGCACGGAACACGAGAACGGCAACAGGACGUGGUUCCACUUCAGCGUGCAGGGCGCAGCGCCCGCCAAGCUGCUGAAGAUCAACGUGAUGAACAUGAACAACCAGAGGAAACUCUACAGUCAAGGCAUGGCGCCGCUCGUGCGGACUCUCCCCGGCAAGAACAAGUGGGAGCGGAUCCGGGACAGACCCGGCACCGAGAUUGUGCGCAACCAGUUCAUCCUGUCGUUCACUCACCGCCUGCCGGAGGUCCGAGGGGCCACCACCUUCUUCUCCUUCUGCUUCCCCUUCUCCUACGCCGAGUGCCAGGAGAUGCUGCAGCGCUUGGACGACAGCCACUGUGACGCGGCGCGGCUCGGUCCUGCCAGCCCCCCAGAUGACAUUUAUUACCGCCGUGAGCUUUUGUGUCGCUCUCUGGACGGCAACCGCGUGGACCUCCUCACCGUGACCAACUGCAGCGGCAUGCGGGACGAGCGCGAGCCUCGUCUACCGCGGCUCUUCCCCGACGCCGCCGUGCCUCGACCUCACCGCUUCGACAACAAAAAGGUGUUCUUCCUGAGCAGCCGCGUGCAUCCCGGGGAGACGCCGUCCUCGUUCGUCUUCAACGGCUUUCUGGACUUCAUCCUGCGGAAAGACGACCCGCGGGCCCACGCGCUCAGAAACUUAUUCGUCUUCAAGCUGAUACCCAUGCUCAACCCGGAUGGGGUCGUGCGAGGCCACUAUAGGACUGAUUCACGGGGCGUGAACCUGAACAGGCAGUACAUGAAUCCCAGCCCCGAGCUGCACCCGUCCAUCUACGCCGCCAAAACGCUGCUGCUCUACCACCACUUGCACAAGGACGCCCGACCCGCCGGGCCUUCCCUCCGCGUCCAAGCCCCCCCCUCUCACGUCGCGCCUGCCGAUCAGCACGAAGCGCCCGACCUCACCGCCCUGGAAGUCAGCCUGAACCAGCGCAACGCGGCGAAGGACCCGACCCUCCGCCGGCCCGAGCUCGUCCUGGCGACGGAGGAGAACGGGCGGACGGCGAAGGACCGCGUCGGCGGCUCGUCGGGUUCCUCGGAGAUCGUCGGGGCCGCCGCCGAGCCGCCGCAAGGGGGAGCGACCCAAGUGGCGCGGACGGAGGAAGAUGAGCAGAAAGCCGUUCUGCCAAAGGAGGGAGGCGUGGCCUACUACGUGGACUUGCACGGCCACGCCUCCAAGCGAGGCUGCUUCAUGUACGGAAAUAAUCUGCCUGAUGAGAACCACCAGGUGGAGAACAUGCUGUACCCGAGACUGAUCGCCAUCAACUCGCCACACUUCGACUUCCUGGGCUGCAACUUCUCCGAGAAGAACAUGUACGCGCGGGACAAACACGACGGUCAGUCGAAGGAAGGGAGCGGACGGGUCGCCGUGCACAAAGCCAUCGGAAUCCUGCACAGCUACACGUUAGAAUGCAACUACAACACGGGAAAGUCUCUGAACGCCGUCCCCGCUGCGUGCCACGACAACGGGCGAGCCACGCCCCCUCUCGCGCCCGCAUUUCCGCUCAAGUACACGCCGGAAAUCUUUGAGCAGGUGGGGCGCGCCGUGGCCAUCUCGGCGCUGGACAUGGCUGAGUGCAACCCGUGGCCCCGCCUGGUCUUGUCGGAGCACAGCUGCCUUGGCAACCUGCGGGCGUGGGUGCUGAAGCACGUGCGUAGCACCAAGGUCCAGAACGCCCACCUCGGCGCCAAGGCGCAGCAGCACAGAAAGACGUCGCCGCCCAAGACCUUGCUGAAGCGUGGCAGCGGUCUGAGCGACCCGCCGCCCGAGGGCUCCUUCGGCCGGCUGCGCUGCAGCAGCCAGAGCAGCGGCAGCCUGACGCCCUCCCCUAAGAUGCCCAAGUCGCCCAGCUUCACUUUCGGGUGCCCGCCGCCGCGGGCGCACUCGCAGAGCCACGGCAGCGGGCGAGGCCGCGGCCACAAGUCCGCCGGAGCCGCACGGGACGCCAAAACUGCGGAGAAGAGACGCCCGCCUCCUCACCACCGCGCCGUUCUGCGUUCCCCCGCCAACAGCCACGCGUCUGCCCGCCCCCGCCCUCCGCCCUCACCCCCGCUCUCCUCCUCGUCUUCGUCGUCGUCGGUGUGCGCGGCGGCGGUCUCCUCGAGCAUGGCAGGCCUGGGCUCUGCAGGCUCGACGGAAACCUGGUCCAAACCAGCUUUACCCGCGCGCCCCAGCCGAGGCGGAAGAGGAAACCGAAACGCCGGGCACCGCGUGGCCGCAGCGGUCAGCCUCCAACUGCUAAAGAUUGUGGACCCGAGCACAUCCUGGCCUCGGUCAAAUUUAGCAAGUGCGAGCUGCAGCCGCACGUGGGCGCACGCAACAAGAAGGCGGGGGGGUCCGACGGGGCCGUGGCGCGUCUCGCGAAAAGCCGCCCCAGCGUGAUCAUUCAAGCAGCUGACGAAGAGCGAAGCAAGCAACAGACGUGUAAAUCCCACAAGAGGACCACGGCCCGAGCCCACGUUGUGAAAUAGCGACCCACCCCCUCCCCCGGUCCCCACAAGUACGCAUUUCCUCAACAACCAGAGCGUCGCCCGCCCCAUCAGAAAGACAAAGCUAACUUCGAUAGCGACAGCGGUUUCACGUUGCAGUUCCCGUCUUUAUGUUGUGCGGCGGCUGUUCCUAACGAAGUGGCGAUCAAACGUCGUGUAUAGUUUCGUAUCGAGUCCGUCGUGUACUGCAGUCGUAUUGUUGUCGGGUUUAAGUGCCUUCACCACAGUGAGUGUAAACAAGAGAUUACCUUCAUUUUGAUCUUCGUACAGUGUUGACUUUGACACCCUCACACAUACUGAUGAUACCUUUGGUACCUUGACUUAAGGAGUGUACCAAUUUGCAGAUUUUUCAACUUACAAGUUGUCACUUGGUCAAUUAUGUUUUUGAUUUUUUUUAACUUUGUGUUGUGAGCGAGCUUCAGAUGAGCCGCCACUUGAGUGACAUGUUAAAUUUAGCAAUUGUGAUAUUUGUAACGCCCUCAACUGGACAAGAAGCGGCAGACAAGGUUUUUUUUUUUUUUUUUUGGUUGGGCUCCCCCCCCCCCCAAUUUCAACACCCAAACACUUAACGGGUAGACUCACCUGCUUGAGGUGUUACUCACUAAAGAUACACCCCACAAAUACUACAGUACGCACAGGAAUUACAUAUCAAAACGCGGUUUACCUAUUGCAGAUUCAUUGCGUUGUGUAUUAAUGUAUUUAUUGUGAAAGGGUUUUUUUUUCCUCCCCAGAGGUUAGAAAGUUUAUUAGAGGAUGGCGGAGGGUAAUUGGAUUGUGGCGAAGAUUAAACAAGUCUGGGAAGGUUCAUACAGCUUUAAAAUAUAAAAAAAAAAAAAAGAAAUGUGAACGCUACUUAGGAGAUAACACCUAUUGCAGGUGAGGUCCUCAACCUAACCCCCCGCGAUAAACGUAGAAUUACUUUGUUUUACAUUCUCUUAUUCCAUCCACCCAUUUUCUUUGCUGCUUAACCUCACAAGGGUCGUGUGCAAUGCAAGAGCCGCUCACAGCUGGGGGGGGGGGGUGUUACACACCCUGAACUGGUUGCAAGCCAAUUGCAGGGCACGUAGAGACAAACAGCCACACUCAUAUUCACACCUAGGGGCAAUUUUAGAGUGUCCAAUUAAUGCUGCAUGUUUUUGCAACAAACUCCAUACAGGCGGGUCCGGGAUUGAAGCCAGGACCUCAGAACUGUGAGCAAACAAAAAGCAUUCGGGUAUUUUCAGGGCUGGAAUGGAUUAAUUUCGUGGGAACAACUGAUUUGAUAUACAAUGUACAAGUAAAUCGAGUUACAAGCUUGGUCAAACUCUUAAGUCAGGCACCAGUUAACACACAUUCAACCACCGAGCACCUUGUCAACUAACCUCAUUCUAUAAGAUGUUGCCUAUAAGAAGUAUCCACUUGAAUGCUGCUCCUUUAUACACUGGAUGUUGUACAGAAGAUUUUGUGCUUGGAUGGAAUUUGGCAGGUUCCGUUCAAACAAUACCGUUGAAAAUUGUUUUAAGUCUUAAAUGUUUCCUUUACGUUCUCUUAAGAUGACCAAUGUUAAGUCAUUUCUAUGUCCUGUGAUUAAGGGUAGUAAAAAUGUGUCCCUCUAAUACCUUCUCUGUGGACCAAUAAGUGUUUAAUAAUAUGCUAUAAAAAGUAUUAUGGGACAAAAUUUUUGUCAUUGUUUUUGUGAUGUCUAUGUUGUUAUUUUACUGCGGCUAUUGGUCAAUUUAGAUGACUUAAUUUCCACCCAUCCAUUUACUUUGCCACUUUCCACCCAUCCAUUUAUUUUGCCACUUAUCCUCGCGAGGGUUGGUAAACGGGGAGGAGGCGGGAGAUACCCUGAACUGGUCGCCAGCCAAUCGCACGGCACAGAGAGACACAGUCGCACUCACAAUCACACCUAGGGACAAUUUAGUGGCCCCAAUUAAUGUUGCAUGUUUUUGGGAUGUGAACCCACGCAGGUACGGGGAGAACACGCAAACUUCACACAGGCAGGGCCGGGAUCGAACCCAGGUCCUCAGAACUGUGCCGCCAAUUCUAAU
Syngnathoides biaculeatus (alligator pipefish) is the source of this 5300-nucleotide messenger RNA. It is a transcript of the gene agbl5, whose product is annotated as AGBL carboxypeptidase 5. NCBI's taxonomy places the organism in Eukaryota, Metazoa, Chordata, Actinopteri, Syngnathiformes, Syngnathidae. The record is from RefSeq and is a predicted model, not a curated record. Gene Ontology annotation, biological process: proteolysis; protein deglutamylation. Gene Ontology annotation, molecular function: metallocarboxypeptidase activity; zinc ion binding. The coding region runs from base 590 to 3163 and encodes 857 amino acids. The transcript has 16 exons.